Molecule: messenger RNA, 3151 nt
Organism: Pteronotus mesoamericanus
Lineage: Eukaryota; Metazoa; Chordata; Mammalia; Chiroptera; Mormoopidae
Gene: MTHFD1
Product: methylenetetrahydrofolate dehydrogenase, cyclohydrolase and formyltetrahydrofolate synthetase 1
Exons: 28
Coding region: 110-2917 (935 amino acids)
Biological process (GO): tetrahydrofolate interconversion
Cellular component (GO): cytosol
Molecular function (GO): methenyltetrahydrofolate cyclohydrolase activity; methylenetetrahydrofolate dehydrogenase (NADP+) activity; formate-tetrahydrofolate ligase activity
Source: RefSeq, a predicted model, not a curated record
UUAGAGGGCUGUCGCUAACCACGUGGGUUGAGCUGUCCCGCGCGGCAGUAAAAGGAGGCGAACCUCGAUUUUGGCGGUAUCCAUCGUGGGCAGCGGACUAGUAAAGGUCAUGGCACCGGCGGAAAUCUUGAACGGGAAGGAGGUCUCCACGCAAAUAAGGCAGCGACUGAAGAACGAGGUCACUCAGAUCACGGAGCAAGUACCUGGUUUCACACCAGGCCUGGCAAUAUUACAGGUUGGCAACAGAGAUGAUUCCAAUCUUUAUAUAAAUGUGAAGCUGAAGGCUGCAGAAGAGAUUGGGAUCAAAGCCACUCACAUUAAGUUACCAAGGACUGCCACAGAAUCUGAGGUGUUAAAGUACAUUAAAUCUUUGAAUGAAGACCUCAGCAUACAUGGGUUCAUAGUACAGCUGCCUUUAGACUCGGAGAAUCCCAUCAACACUGAAGCAGUGGUCAACGCUAUUGCUCCAGAAAAGGACGUGGAUGGAUUGACUCACAUCAGUGCCGGAAAACUUGCUAGAGGUGACCUAAAUGACUGUUUCAUCCCUUGUACACCUAAAGGAUGUUUGGAACUCAUCAAAGGGACAGGGGUACAGAUUGCUGGGAGGCACGCUGUGGUGGUCGGGCGCAGUAAGAUAGUCGGUGCCCCCAUGCAUGACUUGCUUCUGUGGAACCAUGCCACAGUGACUACCUGCCACUCCAAGACUGCCAACCUGGACGAGGAGGUAAGUAAAGGUGACAUCCUGGUGGUUGCAACAGGUCAGCCUGAGAUGGUGAAGGGGGAAUGGAUCAAACCUGGGGCCAUCGUCAUCGACUGUGGGAUCAAUUAUGUCCCAGACAACACUAAACCGAAUGGGAAGAAACUUGUGGGCGACGUGGCGUACAGGGAGGCCAGGGAGAGGGCGGGCUUCAUCACCCCUGUGCCUGGUGGCGUUGGGCCCAUGACGGUGGCAAUGCUAAUGCAGAGCACAGUAGAGAGUGCAAAGCAUUUCCUGGAGAAAUUGAAGCCAGGAAAGUGGCCGAUUCAGUAUAUCAAGCUUAACCUCAAGACACCUGUUCCUAGUGACAUUGACGUAUCACGAUCCUGCAAGCCAAAGCCCAUUGGUCACCUGGCUCAAGAAAUCGGUCUGCUCUCUGAAGAGGUGGAACUGUAUGGGGAAACAAAGGCCAAAGUUCUGCUGUCGGUGCUGAACCGCCUGAAGCAGCAACCCAAUGGAAAAUACGUGGUGGUGACUGGGAUAACUCCAACCCCCCUGGGAGAAGGGAAGAGCACGACCACCAUCGGGCUGGUGCAAGCCCUGGGUGCCCACCUCCAGCAGAACGUCUUUGCGUGUGUGCGGCAGCCUUCGCAGGGUCCCACCUUUGGAAUAAAAGGUGGCGCUGCAGGUGGUGGCUACUCUCAGGUCAUUCCUAUGGAAGAGUUUAAUCUGCACCUUACUGGUGACAUCCAUGCCAUCACUGCAGCUAAUAACCUCGUGGCCGCCGCCAUUGAUGCCCGGAUAUUCCAUGAACUAACCCAGACUGAUAAGGCUCUCUUUAAUCGUUUGGUACCAUCAAUAAAUGGAGUGAGAAAGUUCUCUGAUAUCCAAAUCCGAAGGUUACGGAGACUAGGUAUUGAGAAGACCGAUCCUACCACACUGACAGAUGAAGAGAUAAACAGAUUUGCUAGGUUGGAUAUUGAUCCAGAAACCAUAACCUGGCAAAGAGUGUUGGAUACCAAUGAUAGAUUCCUGAGGAAGAUCACAAUUGGACAGGCUCCAACAGAGAAAGGGCACACACGGAUGGCCCAGUUUGAUAUCUCGGUGGCCAGUGAAAUCAUGGCUGUCCUGGCGCUCACCAGUUCCCUAGAAGACAUGAGAGAGAGACUGAGCAAAAUGGUGGUGGCGUCCAGCAAGAAAGGGGAGCCCAUCAGUACAGAAGAUCUGGGGGUGAGCGGUGCAUUGACCGUCCUCAUGAAGGAUGCAAUCAAGCCCAAUCUCAUGCAGACAUUAGAGGGCACUCCAGUGUUUGUUCAUGCCGGACCGUUUGCUAACAUCGCGCACGGGAAUUCCUCUAUCAUUGCAGACCGGAUUGCACUCAAACUUGUUGGCCCUGAAGGAUUUGUAGUGACUGAAGCAGGAUUCGGAGCAGACAUUGGAAUGGAGAAAUUUUUUAACAUCAAAUGCCGAUAUUCUGGUCUCCGCCCUCAUGUGGUGGUGCUUGUUGCCACUGUCAGGGCUCUUAAGAUGCACGGAGGCGGCCCCACGGUAACUGCUGGGCUGCCUCUUCCCAAGGCUUACAUAGAGGAGAACCUGGAGCUGGUUGAAAAAGGCUUCAGUAACUUGAAGAAACAAAUUGAAAAUGCGAGGAUGUUCGGAGUUCCAGUAGUGGUGGCCGUCAAUGCAUUCAAGACAGAUACAGAGACCGAGCUGGACCUCGUCAGCCGCCUUGCCAAAGAACAUGGGGCUUUUGACGCCGUGAAAUGUACUCACUGGGCAGAAGGGGGCAAGGGCGCCCUAGCCCUGGCUCAGGCUGUCCAGAGAGCAGCUCAGGCACCCAGCAGCUUCCGGCUCCUUUAUGACCUCGAGCUUCCAGUUGAGGAUAAAAUCAGGAUCAUUGCACAGAAGAUCUAUGGGGCAGAUGACAUUGAGUUGCUCCCUGAAGCUCAGCACAAGGCAGAAGUCUACACAAAGCAGGGCUUUGGGAAUCUGCCCAUCUGCAUGGCCAAAACACACCUGUCCUUGUCUCAUAAUCCAGAGCAGAAAGGUGUGCCUACCGGCUUCAUUCUGCCCAUUCGUGACAUCCGUGCCAGCGUUGGGGCAGGUUUUCUGUACCCCCUCGUAGGAACGAUGAGCACAAUGCCUGGACUCCCUACCCGGCCCUGUUUCUAUGACAUUGACUUGGACCCUAAAACUGAACAGGUGAAUGGGCUCUUCUAAACAGGUUGUUCAUCUUCAAGAAACUACUUUGAAAGUUAGGCCACUGUAUAUUUGGCCUACUGUCAGGAGUGUGGGGAAGUCGAGAAAACCGGCCCCUGCCCCAAAGACCUUCUGAAAGAAAUACUGGGAGUUUCCGCAGAAGCCUCUCCUUGGUCUUAGUUCCCAUCACACCUAAAUUAAUGUAAAUCAUGCACAUAUCUAUUUACUUUCCUGAAAUCUCACAGAAUAAAAGAA